Molecule: messenger RNA, 1503 nt
Organism: Coprinopsis cinerea okayama7#130
Lineage: Eukaryota; Fungi; Basidiomycota; Agaricomycetes; Agaricales; Psathyrellaceae
Exons: 6
Coding region: 1-1503 (500 amino acids)
Biological process (GO): RNA polymerase I preinitiation complex assembly; nucleolar large rRNA transcription by RNA polymerase I
Cellular component (GO): RNA polymerase transcription factor SL1 complex; RNA polymerase I core factor complex
Molecular function (GO): RNA polymerase I core promoter sequence-specific DNA binding
Source: RefSeq, a predicted model, not a curated record
AUGCCUGAUCCCGUCCCCCCUGAACCCUACCAUUUUGCCCAACAAGAAAGCAGUGGGGAACUGGCUGGUAAGGAUCCAAAUGAAGCUUCGGAGUCGAAGCAAGGUGAACCGCCGGCCAAGCAUACCACGUCAAAGUCAACGCCCAAUCGGGACAAGGGAAACAACCGUGGCGAAGACGAAGACCCUUUCAACGAGGCACCCCCGAAAGCAAACUGGCAGAAUGGGAAUGAAUCGGGUGUAGAUUCAGGGUCAGAGUCAAGUUCAGAAUCAAGCGAUGAUCUGAACCAUGACGAAAUCGAGCGCCUGAUGCGAGAGAACUCUGACCUUUCGAGUUCAGAUGAAGAGCAGGAAGAAGAACAGAAUCAAGACGGUACGGUGGAGAAAGACAAGCGAGGAAAGCGAGGCAAAUCGAGGUCAAUGCGAUUGCAGAACCUGUAUGGGAGCCCCGCGAACACGAUCGCCGUCUUGGUACUAGCUUGCUGGACCUUGAGGGUUCCGCUGGCUUAUCGAGACCUCUCGAGGAUCAUUGAAUCGUAUGAACUGCCAUACCUAGAUCCAGUUCGUUUCUUGCCCCAGUCUAUGGUGCAACACCUGACGAAGCAUCGCCAACAAGCGCUAUCCCCACAUCAUGCUCCGAGCACCCUUUUAUUGCAUAGCCUGGCGUCGCGUUUGGCCGAGAAGUUGCAUAGGACCUACUCCAUCAAUAUUCCUGAAAUCAAUGCGGCACCUCUGCUUUGGAGGGUUGUUCGGGCGUUGGGAGGGACCCCAACAUUGUAUGCUCUUUCCAAGCGGAUUUCAAGCAUCCUGUCAUUUCCAUUAACCUUGAGGCCAAGUUUGACCUCUGGUCUGGCGAAAAACAAGGCGUACGAUCCUGGUAGCCAUCAGUACGACAAUGCGCCACCAGAAGUCAGUAUGAUGGCUAGCUGCGUUAUUGCAUUGAAGAUGGUCUACGGUUUGGACGGAACGGAAAGAUUACCUCGAGAUGCAGCUGAUCCAGCUUGUGCACUUCCCAGCCGUGAUGCGUUCUUUGGGCUACUUCGAAACAUGGUCGAGGAAGACGCCAAGGUGCUAGAAUCGGUGUUUAGUGCAGAAUCUUCAAUACCGAUACAAUGGUGCUUAGAUGUCCUCGACAGUUAUUUUCCCUUGACCCCCGAUCAGGUGUCUGUACAUGCACCAGCGGCUGACGAAGAAAGGAAAGAAAAAACUAGCGCGACACUCGCGGCAAUACGAUUACAGGAAGAAAACGGUGGGGGCGAUAGGCUGCGUCCGGGCGAGAAAUACAAGAUCUGGAACGCGCGGGAUGUGCUGGGCACUGUACCGGAGGAUUACGCGUUUGUGCUGAGCCGAGCGGCCGGCUGGGUUGGAACACGAGAGGAAUACUUGGAACGGGUGAUUGAAACGUACGAGAAACGAGUGUUUCGAUGGCACGAGAAAAUGCAGAGGAAGCCAAGGGGGGAGGGGGAGGUGUCUGAGAACGAGGAGGGAAGGGAGAACAAAGGAUGA